This is a messenger RNA of Camelina sativa (false flax), 1058 nucleotides long. Its product is annotated as nuclear envelope-associated protein 1-like. The record is from RefSeq and is a predicted model, not a curated record. Lineage: Eukaryota; Viridiplantae; Streptophyta; Magnoliopsida; Brassicales; Brassicaceae.
AUGUCUUGUUCUGACAAAACGACGGUGGAUCCACUUUUGAGAGAUUUAAAUGAGAAGAAAGAGAGUUUCCGGCGGAAUGUGGUGUCUUUGGCGACGGAGCUGAAGCAAGUGAGGGGUCGUUUGGUUUCUCAAGAACAGUCCUUUCUUAAAGAAACCAUAACUAGAAAAGAAGCAGAUAAAAGGGGGAAGAACAUGGAAAUGGAGAUGUCUAAAUUGCAGAAGAGAUUGGAAGAAAGGAAUUGUCAGCUUGAAGCUUCUGCAUCUGCUGCUGACAAGUUUAUCAAAGAGUUGGAGGAAUUUAGAUCAAAGCUUGACGCAACCAAGCAAACUGCAGAGGCUAGUGCUGAUUCUGCUCAAUCUACACAUAUCCAAUGCUCAAUGCUAAAAAAACAACUUGACGACAAAACACGUUCUCUUAGAGAACACGAAGACCGUGUAACUCAGCUCAGUCAUCAGCUUGAUGAUCUACAGAGAGAUUUAAGCCUAAGAGAGUGCUCAGAAAAUCAACUUAGAUACGAAGUUAUGAGAAUCGAGCGUGAGGUUAGAGAGACCAUUGCAAAGGCUGGGAUAGGUGGCAUAGACUGCGAGCUCCGGAAACUUAUAGAAGAUAUCUCUCCAAUGAAAUUCGAGACGAUGAAUAGACGAGUUGAGGUAAAAGACGGAGAGAUUACAAAACUGAAAGAUGAGAUAAGGCUAAUGUCAGGUCACUGGAAACAUAAGACUAAGGAACUCGAAUCUCAGCUGGAGAAACAGAGAAGAACUGAUCAAGAUUUGAAGAAGAAAGUACUGAAACUAGAGUUCUGUCUACAAGAAACACGAAGCCAGACAAGAAAGCUGCAGAGGAGAGGAGAGAGAAGGGACAUGGAGAUCAAAGAGAUAAGGGAUCUGAUGUCGGAGAAACAAGAGCUUAAUGAGUCUUGGGAUAAACAGAAGUUCUGGGACAAUCCAGGGUUCAAGAUCGUUGUAUCAAUGUCUAUGUUGGAGAUGAUUUUGUCUUUUUUUGGUAUUGUAUAAAUUUAUUUAGUUGGAGAUAGUUGAUGAAAAUUUAACUUUUGUCU